Molecule: messenger RNA, 453 nt
Organism: Ruditapes philippinarum (Manila clam)
Lineage: Eukaryota; Metazoa; Mollusca; Bivalvia; Venerida; Veneridae
Exons: 3
Source: RefSeq, a predicted model, not a curated record
ACGUGUGAAAUAUACAUUAUUUGCCAGCAUUGAAAUUUGAAACUUUUAAAGCAUUACCAAUGGUAGAAAUGCGGUUUAGAACCGCGUGUCGUGUGAUCACAUAUUUACUGGGAUUACUAAAGAAAGGAAGAAAAGAUGCGAAGACAAGUAAAGUUGUAGCGAGGACUAAAAGUGGUAAGAAGGAACUCCAUCGGUCAAAGACCCUGCCCAUUAUUCGGGCCCCUAAAGGAUGUUUCACCCAGGAGGAAGCUCAGCCGGCACAAGCAACUUUGGAGGUUCCGAAACCACUGUCGAGAAAACAGUCGGUGCCGAUUUUAAAUAUCCUGAAGCGCAGCAAGACCACUCCAGAUGGACCCAAAGACGCGUUAUCGCAUCAAUAUUACAGGAGUAAGAGCUGUGAGCGGAGACGUAGUAUGGGGUUCGUAGACAAGUACUCCCCGCCAUUGAGCAAAG